Molecule: messenger RNA, 2413 nt
Organism: Apis laboriosa (Himalayan honeybee)
Lineage: Eukaryota; Metazoa; Arthropoda; Insecta; Hymenoptera; Apidae
Product: dnaJ homolog subfamily B member 6-like
Exons: 8
Coding region: 284-1267 (327 amino acids)
Molecular function (GO): Hsp70 protein binding
Source: RefSeq, a predicted model, not a curated record
UCGUUAGUCCAGUCUUUGACUUUGAGCUCUCAGCUCUCCACUAAACAUUCUCUUAUACGCCCCAUGCUUCCUGUGUAAACUCCUGUGGAAUCAUAUAAUUACUUCCGCCAUUGUCCCAACAAAAACUACUUAAAAUUCAAAAUCUAUUUACUACUUUGGAAUAAUCAAUCCACGUGAAACAAGUCUCAACGUGAUCAAUAACGAUGAAAAAUGUGUCAUGUAGAGAAAAAAUCGUUUGUGUGGUUACCUAAGCCCUAACAUCCGAGCGUGAAUAUUGUGAACGAUGGUUGACUAUUACAAGGUACUAGAAGUGCAGCGAACCGCCACGAGCGGAGAUAUCAAAAAGGCAUAUAGAAAAUUGGCGUUGAGAUGGCAUCCGGAUAAAAAUCCUGAAAAUUUGGAGGAAGCAAACAAGAGAUUUAAAGAAAUAUCUGAGGCAUAUGAAGUGCUAAGCGAUGAUGCGAAGAGACGAACCUACGACCAACGAUUGUAUCAGAAGGCAUCUUCAAGGCCCGGCCGUGGAUUCACCUACCGGAGUUUCUUUGACUCUCCUUUCCAGCGAUAUUUCGAAAAGAAAAGGAGGGUUUAUGAUCAAUAUGGAAAAGAAGGACUUCAAAUGCCUGGUGGCAAGAGGCGACAUAAGGAAGAUUUUGAUCCACACUUUGCUGGUACCUUCAUGUUUAGGGAUCCUGAAGAAGUAUUUAGAGAAUUCUUUGGCGGAUCAUCUUUUGAAGAUUUAUUUUCUGACCUUGCUGGAGUUGGUGUGCGUCUUGGAUCUCAAAGGCAUAGUCAUCCCAGCAGUAACAGCAUAAGCACGUCCUUCUUUGGUCCAUUAGGAGUUUCUCAUUUCGGUUUUUCACCACUCAACGAAUUUUUUGAAGGUACAUCAGGAAACUUUACUUCGUUCAAUGCAUUCACAAGUUUCGGUGGAACUAGUGGUGGUGGAGCUGUAAAACGAACAAGUACUUCAACUCGCUUCAUCAAUGGCAAAAAGAUCACUACCAAAAAAGUUUAUGAAAAUGGAAAGGAAACAAUAAUGUCAUACGAGAAUGAUGUGCUGAAGUCAAAGACGGUGAACGGCGUGCCACAAUCAAUAACGUUUGACGAGUCAUCGACAAGUCGCCAGCUGACCGACAGUGCCAGCGAUAUCUCGAUGGCUGGCCAGAACUCGAGAACAGUCCAUGGUGACCAUCAGAAGGCUAGCAGAAUAAAGACGCACCAUCAUCCAGUUCUCACUAAGAAGCACGAUAAGAGUAAGAGAAAAUAGAGGCAACACUCUUACAACCUUCUCUCAUUCGUUUCCUUAUUUUUUUAAUUUUGGUCUCUUUGUUUUUUUUUUCGAAUCAAACGUAACAUAUAUACAUAUAUUACAUACGUACGUGUAUCAUUUACGAAACUGAUGUUGUAAAUUAUGUCUUUUUCCGCAACAUCGUUUUUGCUAUUGUUUCAAUAAUCGGAAUUAAAAAAAAAAAAAAAAAGAAAAACUUUUAGUGGCUUAGCUUCGACUAGCUACACAUGUUCGAUUUGAUCAAUAAAAAAUUCGCUGCAAAAUUCAUUGUAAGAUUUUGCAUCGAAAGUGGUGUGUUUAAUUAAUUCUUGUUUGCUAUUGAGAGAGAGAAAGAAAGAAAGAGAGAGAAAGAGAGAGAGAGAGAGUGUGUGUGUGUGAAAGAAAGAAAAGAGGCCCUGCUUUCUGUGAAAAAAAAACAGAUAAAAGUUAUUAUUACAGAACAUUCUGUUGCGUUUUAUAGAUAGCGCGUCGUUUCCGUUCAAAAUCUGGCGUUUUACUUUUAAUACGGUAAGUUUCGCUUAUUCUAGAUUUCUUAGAGGAUUAAUUCAUUAUAUCGUAAGUUAUAAUUGCUAGUUUUUUAUUUGUAAGUAAGUCGCGUUGUAAUUUCGAACACAUAUAUACACAUCGACUGAGUUUGAACGAAUUUAACGUAUUAUACAUACAUAUAUUUCAUUUUUAUGCGAAUAGGACACACACAUACACAUAUGAAUGAAUUCCAUCAUGCGUAUUCGUUUUAAACAUCAAGAUCGAUUUGCUAACAAGUGCUCUUAAAAGAUAAAAUUGUAUUACGACAGUUUUUGCUACAUUAGAUUUUUUCCUUUUUUUAUUUUUGAAAUGCAGUAAAGCAUUCACUAUGGAAGAAAUGUGCUCCAUUUUCUUUGUAAUUGGAUCUAUAAACAAAAUUGAGGCAUAAACAGGGCUAAGUUUUUGUGUUGCGGAAAUGUUCCUUCAUAAGCAAUUUAAAUGUCGUAAUCCUAUUUGCUUUUCUUAGUUAGUUUCUUGUGUAUGUGUAUAUAAUAAUAAGCAAAAAAAUGUUAAACGUGGAGAAAAAAAAACAUCAUUAAUGUAUGUUAAUAUAUUUCAUUACACUUUAUCGAUAUUCAACAUUAUAUUUUGUCUGAUGAU